GUUCUGGAAGACUGCCUUCCACAUUUCUUAGAAAUUGAAACACGGAUUUUUCUUUUACUCAAAGACUAUUUAAAGCUAAUUGCGAAGCGCGUUGUGCAACUUAUACGUUACUUCACUCCAACCACAUCAUGGAUACGAGUACCCCAGCUGGAACUGCACAAGAUCCCAAUACCAAUGGUUCUAACUUAACAGACGAAGAAAAAGCCAGGCUACAGGUUGAACUAUCUCAGGUUGAAGAGGAAAUUCGUCUACUUCAAGAAACUCUUGCUGUGAAGUUGCGUCGGUGUAAUGAGAUAAAGAAGAGUCUUGGUUAUACCUCACUUUCAACUUUGCAACAUGAUCUCAUGGAAGGCAUUCACAAGUUAGAGGAUACAGAAGCGUAUAUUAAAACUACUGAACUUAUAAGCAAAGCAAAGGAUAAAACAGUAACUGUAGCACAAGACGCUAAAGAAAAAGUGGAGUCAACUAUCUCUGCCAUUCGAAAUUCAGAGGUUGUUAAGUCAAUAAAUGAUAGAGUUGGCACAGCUUAUUCAACUGUUAAGAUACUUUGUUCGGAAAAUUUCAUCCAUAUACCAGCUAUUACAUGGUAUCCAUUGAAGAAAACAGAUUAGUGAUGUUAUAAUUCAUUCCACGUAUGGACAUGCACCAGAUGACGAUAGCGCUAACGAUAACAAUAAUAAUAAUGAAAGCAAUAAACAAUCAUAAGCAGCCAUACUGCUAAGUUGUUUGUGCAUGCGUGUGUGUAUGUGUGAGUGUAACAAAGAAUCUGUUGAUCUUAACUGGCCUUUCAUACUACUCUUGUGUAUAAAACUUCAUUUGAAAUGAUAAAUAAUAUCAGUGAUUAUUAUUACGUAACUGUUAAUUUAUCUGACUUUUUGAUUUUUGAUUUACAGUUACUUUUGAUUUAAAUUUAUUUCAUUUGCUGUUACUUUGGUGAUCAUAUUUUGAAUGUAAAAAUAAUAUGCUUAUUCUGUUAUUUUGUUUUUUUUUUGUGUAUGUGUAUGUGAAAUAACUAUGAAAUAUAAUUUCAGUUAUAUACAUCUUUUCCCAUCACUA
Molecule: messenger RNA, 1056 nt
Organism: Trichobilharzia szidati
Lineage: Eukaryota; Metazoa; Platyhelminthes; Trematoda; Strigeidida; Schistosomatidae
Source: the annotation of a GenBank genome assembly